CCUCCCGCGCACACACGGCCAUGGCGGAGGCCUCCUCGCUAGAGAGGCGGAGCCCUGGCCUGGCCUCUUGCCUCUCUCACAGCCUGUGCCCCGGGGAGCCCGGCUUGCAGACCACAGCAGUGGUGUCCAUGGGGUCCGCGGACCAUCAGUUCCACCUGGCGGAGAUCCUGUCUCGGAACUACGGCGUCCGGGAGGAGCAUGAGGGGGCUGCGCGGGGCCCGGAGAAGUCGGAGGAGGAGCUAGAGAAGGACUUCGUCUCCCAGAGCAGCGACAUGCCCCUUGACGAGCUGCUGGCCCUCUAUGGCUACGAGGCCUCGGACCCCAUCUCGGAGCGCCAGAGCGAGGGCAGCGACGCCGCAGCCAACCUCCCGGACAUGACCCUGGACAAGGAACAAAUAGCGAAGGAUUUGCUUUCAGGGGAAGAAGAGGAAGAAACACAGUCCUCAGCCGAUGACCUCACCCCAUCUGUGACCUCCCAUGAGGCCUCUGACCUUUUCCCUAAUCAGAGUGGACCCCGCUUCCUGCCUGAUGCAGACAAGGAGCCUGGCUCCUCCAGCUCAUCCGACACCGAGGAGGACCCGCUUCCCGCCAACAAGUGUAAGAAGGAGAUCAUGGUUGGGCCUCAGUUCCAAGCCGACCUCAGCAAGCUGCACUCGAACCGCCAGGGUGAGAAGAUCUAUGAGAAUGAAGACCAGCUGCUCUGGGACCCCAACAUCCUUCCUGAGAGGGAGGUGGAGGAGUUCCUGUACCGGGCGGCGAAGCGGCGGUGGCACGAGGUGGCUGAGUCUCAGCUCCCGGAGGGAGAGGCAGUGAAAGACAGCGAGCAGGUGGGCGGCCCUGGGGGUGGAGGAGCCGUGGGGCGGGGGCCAGCGUGGUUGUGUGAUUGUGACGAAUUCAAGGGAAACCACUUGUCCUGGGCAAUGGUGGCUCCCCUCCCCCAGGCACUGUAUGAGCUGGUGAAAUGCAACUUCAAUGCCGAGGAGGCCCUGCGGAGGCUGCGGUUCAACGUGAAGGUGAUCCGAGACGGGCUGUGCGCCUGGAGCGAGGAGGAGCGCCGCAACUUCGAGCACGGCUUCCGUGUGCACGGCAAGAACUUCCACCUGAUCCAGGCCAACAAGGUGCGCACACGGUCUGUGGGCGAGUGUGUGGAGUAUUACUACCUGUGGAAGAAGUCUGAGCGCUACGACUACUUCUCCCAGCAGACGCGGCUGGGCCGCCGGAAGUACGGCCCGUCGGGAACCACGGACGCGGACCAGGACUUGGACGGCGGUGACGCCGAUGGCCCUGGCCGCCCCCGCUCCUCGCCGCCCCUGCCUCUGCCUGCCACUGCCGACGGCCCGGGCCCUGAGCGGGACCCCCUGGCCCGGAUGCGCACCGAGCCCCUGAGUGUGGGCAGCAGCACGUCUGGGAGUCUCGGCGAGCCCGGGGAGGCCCCCGACGGCCCCCCGUCCUCGGAGCCAGGGCCCUGUUCGUUCCAGCCACUGGACGUAGACGCGCCCUCGGCCGUGCCCUUGCCUCGGCGGCCCCCAGCCCUGGCUGAGCCGGCCUUCUACUCCCCCACCACGGCCGCUCCAGAGCCCGGUGCCAGCCCAAGGCUGGCUGUGGACUUGGCCCUGCCCGGGGCCCUCCCCGAGGAGCUGCCCCUCAUCUCCAGCCACGUGGAUAUGGACGGAGAGCCCGAGGAGGCCGUGGCCCCCGCACAGGUGGCUUUGUCGGUUGCCGAGUUUGGACUCAUCGGCAUCGGGGAUGUGAAUCCCUUCCUGGCCGCCCACCCCGCGUGCCCGGCCCCUGGGCUGCACUCGGAGCCCCUGUCACACUGUAACGUGAUGACCUGUUGAUCCCUGGCCACAGGCGGGCGUGUGUGGCCCAGAUCGGACUUGGGGCCGCCGUGAGGCCUGCCUGUCAGUCUUCCUGACCCUCCCCUCCUCGCGGGCCUCCGGUAGCUCCUCUGCUCGGAGCACGUCAAGGACCGGGCUGAGCGGUGGCCCCUCCGCACGCCACACACGCACCAGCACCGCUGCCUGGCUCCAGCCUCUGCGCCCACCACAGGACCGGUCGGGCGGCUGGGCGCUGAGGGCUGGCCCAUCCAGCCAGCAGAGGCGAGGAGGGCGUCCCGGCCCCGCCAGGGACGUGGGGAGGUGGGGCCGGACGCCGCCCCUACCAGCAGCCUCCGCCGGCACCCUCGGCGCUCUGCUCGCCCGUCUCCCUGCGCCGGGCCGGACUGCGGGCUGCCCCGCCCAGGGCUCAGGGGGCAGCUGCUACUCGGUGCCCAACCCUGUGGGGCACAGAGCCAUAUACCUCGAUGUCGGCCUGCCCCGCCCUGACGUCCACCCGCUCUCUCCACUUCAGGAAAAGCCGCACUUUACGCCCCCACCCCACCCCCACCCCGGGGCCCCCGGCAGCCUCGGGCGUGGGUCUGAGGACGCAGAACUCACAGCCCCUUGGUACCGAGGCCUGUCGCCUGCCGCACGGAGGGGCCCGGCUCCAGCCCGUUUCCCUGACCCCCUAGGUCGUGUUUCUGUUGAGGCUUCCCAGCAAGACGGCUUGGGGUUCUGGGCCUUCUCCUCUCCAGCCUCCUCGUUUUAUUUAUGUUUCUGUUUACAAAUCGGAGUGGGGUCCUUCAGGGGCAGGGCAGCGCUCCCGGCCCCGGUGUCACCAAGGGGGGCUUUGGCUCGAGCCUGUCCGCAGGGCCGGACUCGACCUUCCCUCGGACCACCAAGGACCGCACUGUGAAGUGACAACUGCCUUGACCCCCUUGCUGUUUUAUUUAUUAAACUUGAUUUGAAGCCC
Messenger RNA from Eubalaena glacialis (North Atlantic right whale), 2790 nucleotides. It is a transcript of the gene MIER2, whose product is annotated as MIER family member 2. The transcript is spliced from 13 exons. The record is from RefSeq and is a predicted model, not a curated record. Gene Ontology annotation, molecular function: histone deacetylase binding; transcription corepressor activity. Lineage: Eukaryota; Metazoa; Chordata; Mammalia; Artiodactyla; Balaenidae. Bases 21 to 1838 code for a protein of 605 amino acids. Gene Ontology annotation, cellular component: nucleoplasm. Gene Ontology annotation, biological process: negative regulation of transcription by RNA polymerase II.